AUGGCGGAACCUGUUGAACAGACCACCCAGAAACAACGCAAGUCCGUCGCAUUCAGUGAGGGCGCAGUCAUCAUGGAUACCAACGGCGAAGUGACAGAGGCUCCUCGUGUGGAGAAGCCCGAGACCGAAGGCGCAAGGAUUCAAAAGACUAACUUCUUUUUCACCAACGCAACAGACAAGUCCGUCGAUGAAGUCACCGAACUGUUCAAGGGCCUGUCGAAAAAGAAGAAGACCAAGAAGCCCAAGGACGCCGAAGCUGGAGAGGGCGAUGAGGCUCCCGCCGGAGAUGGCGAAUUCGACCCGACUGCCCUGAAAAAGAAGAAGAAGAAGUCCAAGAAGGUGGACGCCGGUGAUUUCGAAGCUAAGCUCGCCGAAGCCGGUAUCGCGGAGGAGGGCGAGGAGAAGACGGAGGAGGUCCCCGAGGGCGAUCUCGAGGCUGGAACUGGUAUCUGGGCUCACGACGCCACGCAACCCAUCCCGUACUCGCUGCUUGUCACCCGAUUCUUCUCCCUCAUCCAGAGCCACCACCCCGAUCUGCUCUCCAGUGGUACCAAGUCGUACAAGAUCCCGCCACCCCAGUGUCUGCGUGAAGGUAACCGUCGUACCAUUUUCGCCAACAUUGCCGAUAUCUGCAAGCGCAUGAAGCGUUCCGACGACCACGUCAUGCAGUUCCUGUUCGCCGAAUUGGGUACCAGCGGUAGUGUGGACGGUAGCCGGCGUCUGGUCAUCAAGGGUCGGUUCCAGCAGAAGCAGAUUGAGAACGUCUUGAGAAGAUAUAUCGUCGAAUACGUUACUUGCAAGACCUGCCGCAGCCCCGAUACCGAGCUGAACAAGGGUGAGAACCGUCUGUACUUCGUUACCUGCAACUCGUGCGGUUCUCGUCGUUCCGUUGCCGCUAUCAAGACUGGUUUCCGUGGACAGGUCGGACGCAGAAAGCGUACUGGUUAA
Molecule: messenger RNA, 948 nt
Organism: Aspergillus terreus NIH2624
Lineage: Eukaryota; Fungi; Ascomycota; Eurotiomycetes; Eurotiales; Aspergillaceae
Product: translation initiation factor eIF2 subunit beta
Exons: 4
Coding region: 1-948 (315 amino acids)
Biological process (GO): translational initiation; formation of translation preinitiation complex; formation of cytoplasmic translation initiation complex
Cellular component (GO): eukaryotic translation initiation factor 2 complex
Molecular function (GO): translation initiation factor activity; translation initiation factor binding; mRNA binding
Source: RefSeq, a predicted model, not a curated record